This is a messenger RNA of Penicillium riverlandense, 1785 nucleotides long. Its product is annotated as FAD-dependent oxidoreductase. Gene Ontology annotation, molecular function: FAD binding; oxidoreductase activity. The record is from RefSeq and is a predicted model, not a curated record. Lineage: Eukaryota; Fungi; Ascomycota; Eurotiomycetes; Eurotiales; Aspergillaceae. The coding region runs from base 1 to 1785 and encodes 594 amino acids. The transcript is spliced from 4 exons.
AUGCUCUUUACAAGCCUCCUGCUCCUUGCUGGAGCACAAUCGGUUUUUGCCAAGUGCAAAUGCACCCCAGCUGACGACUGCUGGCCCUCAAACUCGAAGUGGAAUGCCCUCAACGCCACCGUUGAUGGACAACUCAUCGCUAAUCAGCCUAUCGCCCAAUCAUGCUACCCCGGCGCGGGCUACGAUGCGCAGCGCUGCCAGCACAUAAGCAGUGAAUGGGCAUCGUCUCCGUUCCAGGAGGCAUCUCCAAUCGGAUACACCUAUCCACUGCUUGAGACCUGCCCUCCCAUCAACGCCUCGGUGGCAGCCUAUCCAAUUUGCGAUCUGGGCAAUUCGCCCGUUUACACCAUCAACGCAACAAAGGCAGAUGAUGUCGCUGCUGGAAUCAAGUUUGCCAAAGAGAACAAUGUCCGGCUGGUGAUCAAGAACACCGGUCAUGAUAUUGUGGGAAGAUCGCAAGGUUAUGGUAGUUUAUCGGUCUGGAUCAAGUAUAUCCGGGAUGGAAUUGAGUACCAAGAGAACUAUGCGCCAUCGACUGGAUGCCAGUCUAAUUGGACUGGAAGUGCCCUCACAGUUGGCGGCGGGUAUAUAUGGGACGAGGUUUACGCCGAAGCAGCCAAGCGUGGUCGGAUCGCUGUUGGUGGUGAUGACCGCACCGUUGGUUCCAUUGGAGGGUACCUCCAGGGUGGCGGUCACGGCUUCGCAACCCACUUCUUCGGACUUGCCACUGACCAAGUCCUCGAAUACAAGGUUGUGCUCGCAUCGGGUGAAAUCGUGACAGCCAACCAAUGCCAGCACACCGACCUGUUUACUGCGCUCCGUGGAGGAGGCGGCGGUACAUAUGGUGUUGUGGUAUCGGCUACGAUCAAAGCCCACCGCACUCACCCGGUCCUGAUGCACGAGCUGAGCAUCGAGGUUAUCCCCGGGAAGGGCACUCUGUCUGGCCUGCUGAACGCCACUGCAGCUAUGAUGUCGAGAUAUCCAAUUCUCUCGGAUGAAGGAUUCGCAGGCUACGCGGACCUGACCCGUGCGCCCACAGGGUCGCUAUUCACGCAUACUUUUGGAAAGCUGCUUGAGAGCAACACAUCGUCCUCCAACAAGGACUGGGCCAAACACGUCAUGAACCAGCAGAUCGUAGACAAUCUAAUCCAGUUCAAUGGGACCCAGUUCCUCGUCAAAUCUGCAUUCAAGACCUUCCCCUCGUUUGAUGCGUUCUUCCUGGGCAGCGGCAGCCACCAGGCAGCCGCCGCAAGCAGUGCUAUCAUGACAUCGCGGUUCUUCGAUAAGGAAUCUCUGCUGUUCAAACAGGAGAACUUGGAGAACAUGAUGGCAACCCUCUUCUCUGAAGCCGGUCCAGGCGUCCACGCUACCACAUCCGCGUUCGAGCUAUGUCUUGUCGGUGGUGGCCAGGUCCUACAAACCGCGCCGUAUACCUCUGUGAAUCCCGCGUGGCGGAAAACCUACCUGCUUGCGGAGCAGGUAGACCUCUUUCCGGACAAUGCCGGCUUACAGGGAAUCCGACAGAUUGUGCAGCAGGCUACCGCCCAGAAGUCGAAGGCGAUGAAGGAGCUGACCCCCGGCAUGGGAACCUAUCUCAACGAAGCCGACAGAGCUGAUCCUGACUGGAAGCAGGAUUGGUUCGGAAGUAAAUACCAGUGGCUCAGCUCGAUCAAGAAGAAGUAUGAUCCGGAUGAGGUGUUCUGGUGCUGGUGCUGCGUCGGAAGCGAGGGCUGGGAAGAGGUGAAGGGUGGAACGCUGUAUGGACCUUUGUGUCAGACGAACUGA